AUGUUUCAUGAGAAUUGCUUUUUUUUUUUUUUUCAGAUCCCUAAAGAUGAAAGUCUGUGUGAUAGUUACAGCAGACCAAGUGACAAAGAAAGUUGCAGGAUCCCAUGUCCAAGUGACUGUGUUUUAUCAGAAUGGAGCCCCUGGACAGAAUGUCCUGAUGAAUGCGACAAGAAAGCUCAGGUCACCAAUCGAGUGCGGCGCCGUAGAAUUUUAGCAUUUCCAGGCCCAUCUGGCCCUCCCUGCCCAUCUACCUCAUCUUUAACGGAAAGCAGCCCGUGUCCCUCUAGGCUUGAAUGCAGAACUUUUUCCUGGGUUGCACUAGAUUGGGACCCCUGUCUUCUUGCGCCAGGUGUGACCUGUGGCACUGGGAAACAAAGACGUCAAAUCAAGUGCCAAAGUGAAGGACGGGAAGUGGAAGACAGUUGGUGUGUCAGGCAUCUUCGGCCAGAUGAUGUCCAACCUUGCCAGCUGCCCUGUCCUCGGGAUUGUGUAGUGACAGACUUUUCCCAUUGGUCACCCUGUACUGCAUCUUGCCAGAACCCAAGGCAGGCUGCCCCGGCAAAGAGUAGAAAGAAAUAUAUUUUACAACCUGCUGAUGAAGGUGGAAAACCUUGCCCAACGAAUCUGAUAGAUGUCAAGCAUUGCUCUGAUUUACCCUGGUGUGAUGUUUACGUAUGGGAAGUAAGUGAAUGGAGUGUGUGCGUGCCACCACCACGUUCACCUAUCUGCGGACAGGCAUUACGGGGAAGAAAUGUUACAUGCAAAGAUCAGCGAAAUAAUGAAUAUGUACCUGAUGUCUGUUUGGAACGAAUAGGCCCUAUGCCUGCUGUAGCAGAACCGUGUUUUGUCCCAUGUCUUGAAAAAUGCUUUUUAACAGAAUGGGGACCCUUUAGCCCCUGUAUUGAAGGUUGCAAUGGAUAUAGGUUUAGAAAUCGGGAACUAACAGAAGAGAGCAAAUACAAGCCCAUUUGCAAGAACCGAUUGCAAUAUCCCCUCUAUGAGAAGGUGCAUUGCAAAUGUGACCCUUUCCAGCCAAUCACCAUAGGAAAUUUGUCAGAAUGCAUUAUAGAAGGCCCUGAGAAAGUGACACCGACUGAUAUGAUGGAUACAUCCAAACUUCUCUCACCUUUUCCACCGAGAGGACCGGAGAUGCAGUCUUCAACUGAGGGCGAAUCUUUCGACAUGUCCAAUUGCGGUGAAGGGAAAGCAUACAAAGCCCUUUUGUGCCUUAACAGCAAUGACAUUUUGAAGGGCACCUCACAGUGUUCUCAUGCAGAUAAGGUUGAAUCAUGCACAAUACUCUGCCCUGUAGACUGUAUAAUGUCACAGUGGAGUAAAUGGUCACCAUGCAAUGCUAGUUGUGGCUACGGUUUCCGGGAACGUUACAGAACAGUUGAACAAAAACCAUCAGCAGGAGGACGUCCUUGUCCAAAAAUGGGAAAUGAUGGCACUGCAGAAAUUCAAACUAAGCUUUGCAAAACCGACUGUAAAGAGUAUGUCUGGAGGCAUGAUGGAUGGUCAUCUUGUGUUUAUCGAUCUCCUAAAACCUGUGGGCGGGGCAUACAGACAAGACAAGUCAUUUGUGUUGAGAAAGAAGAUUUAUCUGGGAUCACCUCGUUGCAAGAUUCAUACUGCAGCAAAAUCCCAAAGCCUGCAGAACAGCGUAUUUGCAGUACACCAUGUGUUGGAGAAUGUGUGGUUAGUGAAUGGUCGGAAUGGACAAAGUGUAGUGUUCCAUGCAAUUCGCAGCAAGUUCAAACACGAAAGAGAACAAUCCUAAGAGCCCCAGAUAGGUAUAAAAAGAACAAUUACCCAUGCCCAGCACUCAUAGAAGAACGCAAUUGUAUCAAAAGAAUAGUUUGCAAGGAGUCUGUUUGGAGAGUAUCUGAAUGGUCAUCAUGUUUGGUCAAAGAUGGAGAGGUUUCUUGGGGUAUUGGCAAAAGGGAAAGAUACGUCAUGUGUACAGAUUAUUAUGGUAAUCCGCAGAGAAGUCAUCAUUGCUAUGAGGUGGCAGGGAAACCACAGUUCACUCUGCAGGAAUUCUGUGAAAUUCCCCGCAAUAUUGAUUGUCUACUAUCAUCUUGGUCCUCCUGGGGACCAUGCAGUAAAGCAUGCGGAUUAGGUACAUCACAGCGCCAAAGGUAUGUUCUGCAAGAAGCAGUUGGUCUUGGCCGUCCAUGUGCCAAUCAGUUAAUACAAACAAAACCCUGUGUUUUACGAGGAUGUUUCCGAUGGGAUGUAACAGAAUGGACUGAAUGCUUUACUGAGAAAGGUGUUUGUGGACAUGGAGUACAAACAAGGAACAUAACAUGUAUUGGAGAAGGCCGAACGCAAGUUGGUGACUCUUUUUGCAGAGCUAACCGAAGCAUAGCUGCUAUUAAGACAAAGAAAACUUGCUAUGUCGGCUGUCCAGGUGAAUGUGUUCUGACUAGCUGGAGUGAGUGGAGCGAAUGUUAUGCUAAUUGUCAGGACACGGAAGGUCAUGAGCGAGGAGUUCAGAGUCGAUCACGAGCCAUUCUUGCAUAUCCUGCUUCAAGAUCAGAGCCCUCAAGCCUCCCAUCAGCACGGUUUCUUCAUCACCAUGAAAAGGGAAAUGGAAUGGUUAGCUAUUAUCUAUAA
Messenger RNA from Acanthosepion pharaonis, 2619 nucleotides. The record is from the annotation of a GenBank genome assembly. NCBI's taxonomy places the organism in Eukaryota, Metazoa, Mollusca, Cephalopoda, Sepiida, Sepiidae.